This is a messenger RNA of Gekko japonicus, 3714 nucleotides long. RefSeq names its product ubiquitin specific peptidase 46 (gene USP46). Gene Ontology annotation, cellular component: nucleus; cytosol. The record is from RefSeq and is a predicted model, not a curated record. The transcript is spliced from 9 exons. Bases 459 to 1559 code for a protein of 366 amino acids. NCBI's taxonomy places the organism in Eukaryota, Metazoa, Chordata, Lepidosauria, Squamata, Gekkonidae. Gene Ontology annotation, biological process: protein deubiquitination. Gene Ontology annotation, molecular function: cysteine-type deubiquitinase activity; cysteine-type endopeptidase activity.
GUUGAUCACCGGGCGCUGCACUGCAAUGGAGAGCAGGGAAGAGCAGCAGCAGCAGCAGCAGCAGCACCCGCCGCGGGGGAAGGAGGAGGAAGACGGAGAGGGGGAAGGGGGAGAGGAGGGAGAAGGGGGAGACUGAGAUUAGUCCCGGCCUCUGGGAACAGACAGGCGCCGCCGCCGCCGAGAGCCGUCCCAGAUCUCUCUGCUCAGCUCGCCUGCGGAAAACCCGGCGGAGAAGUUGCCAUGCUGCCGCGCUGCCGCUGAGCGGAUCCGCCUUCUGGUCCUCCGCGGCUGGGGAGGACCGAGGAGCCGGCCUCGCGCCUGCCUGCCUUCCCCGCACCCCGAGCGCCUCCCUCUCCCACCCCCAGCCCUCCCGGCCCUCCCCCGAGCCUCCAGCCAUGACCGUUCCGGUUUUCACCUUAUAAAGAUGGCGGUGUGGGAUCGCUGCAACCUUUAGACUCAUGACUGUCAGAAACAUCGCCUCCAUUUGUAAUAUGGGCACCAAUGCCUCUGCUCUGGAAAAAGACAUUGGACCAGAGCAAUUCCCGAUCAAUGAGCACUACUUUGGACUGGUCAAUUUUGGGAACACUUGCUACUGUAACUCCGUCCUGCAGGCUCUGUACUUCUGCCGGCCUUUUCGGGAGAAUGUGUUGGCGUACAAGGCUCAGCAGAAAAAGAAGGAAAACCUCCUGACCUGUCUGGCAGAUCUUUUCCAUAGCAUUGCUACACAGAAGAAGAAAGUUGGUGUGAUUCCACCCAAAAAGUUCAUCUCAAGGUUGCGGAAGGAGAACGACCUCUUUGACAAUUACAUGCAGCAGGACGCCCAUGAAUUUUUGAACUACUUGUUGAACACUGUAGCCGACAUUCUGCAGGAGGAGAAGAAGCAGGAGAAGCAAAAUGGGAAGUUGAAAAAUGGCAACAUGAAUGAAAUGGAAGAGAACAACAAGCAAGAUGUCACCUGGGUGCAUGAGAUUUUUCAGGGGACGCUGACGAAUGAAACAAGAUGUCUGAACUGUGAAACCGUUAGUAGUAAAGAUGAAGACUUUCUUGAUCUCUCUGUUGAUGUGGAACAGAACACGUCCAUUACUCACUGCUUAAGAGACUUCAGCAACACGGAAACCUUGUGCAGUGAACAGAAGUACUACUGCGAGAUGUGCUGCAGCAAACAGGAGGCACAAAAGCGGAUGAGGGUAAAAAAGCUGCCCAUGAUCCUUGCAUUGCACCUGAAGAGGUUUAAAUAUAUGGAGCAACUGCACCGGUACACCAAACUCUCUUACCGAGUGGUGUUCCCUCUGGAGCUGCGCUUGUUCAACACAUCGGGAGACGCGAUAAACUUGGACCGCAUGUAUGAUUUGGUGGCUGUUGUUGUUCACUGUGGCAGCGGGCCCAAUCGUGGCCAUUAUAUUACCAUUGUGAAAAGUCACGGAUUCUGGCUUUUGUUCGACGACGAUAUCGUAGAGAAAAUUGAUGCACAGGCUAUUGAAGAAUUCUACGGUUUGACUUCUGAUAUAUCAAAAAACUCAGAAUCCGGAUAUAUUUUAUUUUAUCAGUCAAGAGAGUAACUGCGAGCUCUGACACUUUCCCUCCCAAGAUGAGAAACUUACCAAUACUGUAAACUGGCCUCUACGUAGACCCAUCCACUAUGACCGAACAAGGAUAAGCUCGUCUUUAAACUGUUGACUGAAACACUCCAACUUUGACUGGAAGAUCUCUUUUCUUUAGUCUGACUCUCUCAUUAACAAGAACAUAUUUAUAUGGACAAACAUGCCCAUCUGCUGAAUGCUGCUGAACUGAGGUAUAAUGUUGCAUAGAUGUACAUUACCAUUAAGGACCAUUUGUUUAUUCUUUCUAAAGAACCGUUCCUUUGGACCAGUGGUUUUCAAACUGUAUUCUGGGGAAUGCUGGGCAUUACUGGAAGGUUCUCACGGGGGGGGCCUGGAUAAGAAAAUCGGUCACGAUGGACAACCCAUCUUUGAAAGUACUGUGAAUUCAUAUAGGGCAAUGAUGAGCCCAAACACACUCCUGGCUAAGCUGUAAAAUGACAACACGCUCUAGAAACAUAUCCCAGAAUCCCCUGCAAAGUACAGCGGGUUCCAUGACAGACACGCAGGAGCGCCUCAGCCAAUGGGCUCAAAUUAAAAGGGUUCACAGAAGACAGAAAGUUUGAAAACCACUGUUUUAUAUAUACAAGCAGCUCAUUCUUGUGGUAAGUGGAAAGCAAAGAAAUAUAUUUCCUAAGUGUUGGCACUGGAGUAGGUUCAGAGAAUAUGUCACAUGGUGUUCUUCAGCUGGAAGGCUAUUUAUUUCCUCCUGAUCCUUUUAAGCUUUGAGUUAUUAAAACGUUAAAUUGGCACUCCCAAAGUCAUAAAUUCUCUCAAAGGGAUUUCAGUCCCACUGGGAACAAAUCAUACCGCAUAUCCAGUCUUCCUUCUUAGUGGGAGAACAUACAUGAGCCGAAAAGGUCCUUUGGAUUCCCACACUGUAUAAAAAGAGCUUUAGGGGGACUUUGCAGUGAAGGACAGAGGAAGUUGUACUUCCACAUUAUUUUUUCACUGUGUGAUGGUGUCUUUUUAAACCCAAAGGUUUUACCUGACCUUGCACAUGACAUGCAGGCAAGCAGAAGUCUGGACAUCGGGGGCAUUGGUUCUGUGAAGCAGCAACACCUCUCACGAAAAACUCCACAGGGCUCAAGCACACUCAGCGCUCAGUGUGAGCAGAGGCAUCCUCUGUGUUGGGGAAUGUGACACGCACACAUGGGGAAUGUCAUCCAUGCACAACCACAGUCACUGGAUCUGGGUGAAUACCUGUCACCUGCUUGGUUCUGCAAAGGACUGGCAUAUGCGGGCUCACUGGGCCCAGGGACCUUGCAACAGGGGGUGGGUAGCAACUUCUCGGUGGGGUGGUGGCCCCUUACAAAUGUGGCUGGAUGGCGCAAGUGCAGAGUUCAAGCUUUUUAUUCGCGUGGGUUAUCUGUAUGUAAAGAGCCUUCCCUUGCAGCCCCCAAUCAGCAGGCAGGGAGUUUCUUUCGCUCCGUUCCUUCUCUUUCCCUCGAGUUCAGAGGGGGAUUCCUUCGUUCCCAUCCAUCCCCUUCCAUUGCUCACCCCCAGGCUUCACCUUGAUGCCUCCUUUAAGGCCCUCCCUAACAUCUGGACUCGCCCCUGUGCUUAGAGGCCACCUCCUGUCUGCUGAUCCCACGCCUGGUGUAGCCCUGAAGGGGUUCUAGCUCUCCCUGUAGCAGCUGCUAUGGCUGGCCAGCCCUGCUCUAGGGCACUGAUCCUGGCCACACCCUCCACACUGGUCUCUGUGGGGCUGCGUCUGCUUGCACUGUGCCUUGGACUGGUCCCUCGCCCCAGAGACUCCAGGGCUAUAACUGGCUUUUUGGCACGUCAAAUUGAUGGCAUGGGGAGCUAGAUGGCAUGGCAUUUUGCAUGUUGUUCAGCAGCAUCUUUACAAAUCAGGUCCUGGCUUCCUUCCUGUUUGCAUCAGAACCCAGGGCAGCUAGGAGUAGACUUGAUUCUCACUGGUUUCCAUUAGAUUCUAUGGGAUAAAGAAAACGGGUUGCCAUUGGCAGAAUUCCUAGGGACGGCACAAAGUUUGCUUCCCCCCAAGAAACACACUUACCAGUGGCAAGGAGCAGGCUUAGGCUUCAUCUUAUCGGGGAUCCUACGCUUGUUUGGAGCCAGUUUGGUGUAGUGGUUAAGUGCACGGACUCUAAUC